AUGGCGAACACAUCUCACCUCAUCGAGCUCGCCAGCACCAUUCAGUCGCAGGUGACGGAGUUCCACAAACUCCUCGCUGCAUCUGGACAACCCGACCCUUCCCUCGAACUCAACGCCCCGUCUCCCGACUUUGCAGCUGCGGGCGUACAGGCGCAAGAUGUACGCAGCAAAUUGCUCGACCAGAUCGAUGAGCUCCACGACCUGCUCCUCACGCCCAUGGAGAUGCUGCUGGGCACCACGCCCACUGAUCUCGUGAGUCGUCACACGCUGGACCGCUUUCAGAUCUAUCAGAAAAUCCCCGUUGGCGAAACUCGAACGUACACACAACUCGCGGAAGCCACGGGCUUGCCGCUGACCGUUAUCCGUCGGCUCAUUCGACAUGCCAUGACCCAACGUAUCUUCACAGAGCCAACUCCUGGAAUAGUGGCACACACACCUGCCAGUAAACUUCUGACAGAGGAUGUGAGUGCGCGGGAUUACUGGGGCACAAUGUCCGAAAUCGUCUUUCCAGCUGCUUCGCAGACGGCAAACGCGCUCUCAAAAUGGCCGGAAGAGUCGGGGUUGCAAACAAAGGAGACUUCUGGCUUCUAUUUGGCCAAAGGCAAGACGGUCUAUCAGCUGUUGGAAGAUGAGCCGGAAACGCACAAGAGAUAUGAUUCGGCGAUGAGCGCCAAUCGAAAUAAUAUGCUGUUUUCUGUGGAUCACAUUGCGCGUGGGUUCGGCUGGCAGCCCUUCGGCAACGGUACUAUCGUAGACAUUGCUGGAGGCAUUGGCACUGUGUCUCGAUCACUUGCCAAGCACUUUCCAGACUUGAACUUCAUUGUGCAAGAUCGGCCUGAAGUGUUGGCUGUGGCACCGGCUAUCGAGGAUGAAUCCAGCAAGGCCAGAAUCACCUUCAUGGAGCACGAUAUGUUCACCCCUCAGCCGGUAAAGGAUGCUGAUGUAUACUUCUUCCGCCGAGUCUUCAUGGAGUGGGACGACGACAAGGCUGUCCAGAUCUUGAGAAACCUGACGCAUGGUAUGACUCCUGGUAAAUCCCGCGUCGUGAUUGCAGACUUCUACGUGCCUGAGCCGGGUGAAGCUCCGCUGUGGAUCGAGCGCAAGUUCCGCAACUCGGAUAUGUUGACUUUGGUGCUGUCGAAUGGUGGAUCGCGAGACAGGGAGGCAUGGAUCAAGUUGUUCGCAAAGGCUGGUUCAGGCUUUGUUGUCAAGAGCGUCAAGCCGCUGAAGAACUCGGACAUGAUGAUUACAGAGGCUCUGUGGCAAGGCGAGUAG
This is a messenger RNA of Zasmidium cellare ATCC 36951, 1275 nucleotides long. RefSeq lists its product as uncharacterized. NCBI's taxonomy places the organism in Eukaryota, Fungi, Ascomycota, Dothideomycetes, Mycosphaerellales, Mycosphaerellaceae. Gene Ontology annotation, molecular function: O-methyltransferase activity. The transcript has a single exon. Bases 1 to 1275 code for a protein of 424 amino acids. The record is from RefSeq and is a predicted model, not a curated record.